Poecilia latipinna (sailfin molly) is the source of this 1097-nucleotide messenger RNA. Its product is annotated as granzyme E-like. Gene Ontology annotation, biological process: proteolysis. Bases 48 to 767 code for a protein of 239 amino acids. The record is from RefSeq and is a predicted model, not a curated record. Gene Ontology annotation, molecular function: serine-type endopeptidase activity. NCBI's taxonomy places the organism in Eukaryota, Metazoa, Chordata, Actinopteri, Cyprinodontiformes, Poeciliidae. The transcript has 5 exons.
AGAGAUGUUUGUUGCUCCACCUCAACGUCUCAGAUUGUGAUCUCACCAUGUUCAUCUACUCUGACUUCGCAGCCCUGGUGCUUGUGCUUACUUUUAAUAGUCAAGCCCAUGCAGGUAGAAUCAUUGGUGGCCAUGAGGCUGCAGCUCACAGCAAGCCGUACAUGGCGCUUUUGACUUGCCACAGUGCCAAUGGUAACACAUCAUACUGUGGUGGGUUCCUGGUGAGUGAAUAUUUUGUGAUGACUGCUGCCCACUGCAAAGCCAAGACUUAUGAAGUUUGUCUUGGGGUGCACGAUUUCGCCAGCCAAAAUAAGUUAUGUUUGUCUGUGGAGCAAGAUUUUCCACAUGAGAAAUACGAGAACACAAAUUACACAAAUGACAUCAUGCUUUUGAAGUUGUCUACCAAAGUUGUUUUCGACAAGAAUGUGCAGCCUAUUGUCCUGGCAGACGUGUGUGACAACAAAUCGCCCAAAAAGUGUCUAGUAUCUGGUUGGGGUACGAUGAACGAGCACAAUAAAGACAUGUCUUAUAAACUCAGAGAAGUCAACGUGACGCUCACUCAUGAUGAUCUCUGUCCUGAGAAAAAUGUGUACUGCUCUAAAGGGGAGAAGGGACCGGGUGAGGGAGACUCUGGUGGUCCGUUAGUCUGUGAAGAUGGAAAAGCCUUUGGAUUGAUCUCAGCAAAACAUCCUUGUCUUAAACUAACCACGUACACCAAGAUACCCGACUACAGAGAAUGGAUUGAUGAGAUUAUGAAACAUAAGUGAUUAAAUACUGUUCAGCUUUUUUUCCAACAACAUAAGACUGAAUUCAAAUGAAUGACCGUUUUGUGUAGCUUCUUGCUAAUUGGAAUAAGAAGAUAGUUUUUUUUUUUUAAUUUUGCUUGUGUUCCUUAACAAAAUCAAGCUUUUUGUUUUUUUUUCUCUACAGCAUACUAUUAAAUAGCCAAGCAAUAUGACGCCUUUUGACCUGUUGCAUCAUUUAGUUUCAUAAAAAUGAUUCAGUGCUCUGAUGGGUUUCCUUACAUAGAAACUUUUAAUCUACUUUCAAAAUUAAAACUGAAGAGUUUUUCUUUACCUGUAAUGACCUGGACAAAC